This is a messenger RNA of Thyridium curvatum, 1917 nucleotides long. RefSeq lists its product as uncharacterized. The transcript has a single exon. Gene Ontology annotation, cellular component: TRAPPII protein complex; trans-Golgi network. Lineage: Eukaryota; Fungi; Ascomycota; Sordariomycetes; Thyridiales; Thyridiaceae. The record is from RefSeq and is a predicted model, not a curated record. Bases 1 to 1917 code for a protein of 638 amino acids. Gene Ontology annotation, biological process: intra-Golgi vesicle-mediated transport.
AUGGCAGUCGCACAGCAUGAAGAUACUCAGGGCGGAGAUCAGGACUUUUUACAGCAGAGCCAUUUGUCGUACAUUGUCCCCUACGCUACAGACUUUGAUAUUGAACAAGUCCUUCGGGAAGGCGAGGACUCACACAAAGCCCUCUUCGAAUCUAUCGAGCAACGCCCAUGGCUCUUCUUCGGUAUGCGCCAGCGUGUCGCCCCCAUGCUUUCCCCUUGGUAUAUCACUGCUAACAUAUGGCAAACAGACGAGACCGUCGACAUAUAUCUAAUACUAAGGACCGUAUACAAGAACGAAGCCGCGCUGCGGUCUUACCUCGCUCGUGUAGUGCUCACUCUCGAAGCACAGAUCGUCAACAGCCAUGCCGGAGACCGUGAGCAUGCACCGGCGACAGAGGUCAUACACAAUGGCACGGUACCAGAAACGGAAGACCCAUUGAUCGUCGUCGACCAGGCAGAUGGCUCGGAAGACGAUGACGGAGAAGAACAGCAUGUUCAUGCAAUCUGGAAGCUCCCUGUCUUUCUUGCUAGGCCCAGGUUGAGGCUCCAGGGACCGUCAGUAACAUUCACAGCUUCUGCUGCCCUCAAGCCGGCGCAGGACGCGUCAGCGGCCGAGAAGGACGGCUACCUGGCGAGUAGGACUCCGUCAGGAAUGAACCUGCUCGACGCUUUUGCCAGUGACCAAGCGUUGGGCGGUGUGAAACCCCGGCUCUCCGCGCAGCGCGUGUCAAAGGUCGCUCCGGUCACACAAUCGAGGUCACAACAUCGUCCCAUCAAGGGCCUUCAACACAUCACCCUGAAGAUAUACCCAGCUCUACACACCAGGGUCCGCUUUGCGAGACCAAAUACCGUUCCCUCGAGCCCGACAAUACUUGCCAUGCUCGAGAUCGACUUCACCCCCUUUUUCGACUGCGAGGCCCUCCUCUCCAAGAUAGACCUCUUCCUUCCCUCCGGCGUGAUCACAGACCUAAACCAAGAACCGGGUCUCGCUCUGCCCCUCUCGUGCGUCGCCCACGACCACAUCACCUACCUCUACCGCCUCGCGCCCCAGGAGCGAGAGCUCGACCCGCUCCGCAACCCUACCCAGGACCUCGACAUCAAGAUCGAGGUCUCCGCCCUGGUCAAGCCGGGCCUCUGCACCCCAAAGCUGACCAUGUCCUGGAUUACGCCCAUCGACUUCACCCCGCCCGUCAACCCGGGCUUCGGGACCCCCAUCGCCAACCCUUCCGGGCUCCAGCGCGCCCACCGCCCCUCGCAGCUCUCCAUCGACGGCUCCGCCUCCCUCACCGCCCCGGCAGUCAGCCGGCCCGACGCCCUCCCGGCCCUCGAGGCCGCCACCGCCCGCACCCCCGAGACCGCGGUCCCGGACUUCGGCAUCACCAUGACCUUCGCCGCUCCGCAGGGCCCCGUCUACGCCGGCGAGGAGUUCAGCUGGACCGUCUUCGUCGUCAACCGCACCUCGCCGAGCGCGACCGGCGCCGCCCCGGGCCCGGGACAGGCGGGCCCUAUCGCCGCGCCGCCGGCCCCGCGCAAGCUCGCCCUGUUCGCCAUCCCGCGCCGGCACCGCCGCAACGACGCCCACCGGACGGUGCGCCCGCCGUCGCGGAGCGGGCGCAGGGGCCCAGCGGGGUCCGCCGCCGAGCAGAUCGCCGACGCGGUGCUCGACGAGAACGUCGUGCACGCCAUGCAGCGGACGUCACUCGUCGACGCCGCCGAGGUGGUGUGCCUGAGCUCCGACACGCGCGUCGGCCCCCUAGCGCCCGGCGCGUGUCACGUCGUCGAGCUGCGGUUCCUGGCGCUCAAGGCGGGCGUGGUGGGCGUCGAGGCCAUCAGGGUCGUCGACCUGGGCUCGCAGGAACACGUGGACGUGAGAGAGCUGCCCAUCAUGGUUGUGGAGGAGAGGGGGCAGGCGGCAUGA